AUGGCAACAUUCAAUUAUGUAUUUCGUUUCUCCCGUGCGCUAAACCAGGAUUUUGGCAAUAUCUACGCCUAUAUGGAAUGGAGGUACACGACGCAUCGCCCAUUGGGCAUGGAAGAGGCGACCAAAAAGCUCAAGCAGGGAGAGACGUCAACAGCUUUAAAUUCGCCUGCCGAGGCCGAUAUAGUUCGAACCGAUACCGUGAGAGUUGGGAGCGUCACCCGCGUCGAAGGCGACUUAUCUUGGGGCCGAAUGACGGAGGGCAAGAUUGAUAACUGGCGGUACUGGGGGGUAUACGACGGCCACUCAGGCUGGGCAACCUCGUCAAUUCUCCGAAAUCAUCUCCAUAAGUACGUUGGUAGGAAACUGGAUCAGCUAUCUGCCGAGGAUCUCGAUGACUACGGGGCGAUUGAGGCAGCUAUAAAGUCCGCAUUCACUGAGCUGGACGAUGAGAUUGUCUCCGAUGGCCUGGCUGCCAUCUAUGAGCCAAUCCCCCAGGCAGAAGCGAUGUGUCGCAUCGCACCCUCGAGCUCCGGAUCCUGUGUGCUUCUAGCCCUUUAUAAUCCGGAGAGAUCCACCCUCCAUGUCGCUGGUGCUGGCGACUCACGUGCCGUUCUCUGUCGUCAGAAGCAGGAUGAAAAUGGGGAUUGGGUCUCAAUUCCACUAUCUGUUGACCACAGUAGUACGAACCCAGAUGAGAGGGCCCGUAUCAAAGCCGAGCAUCCCGGUGAAGACCGCUUGUUUUCUGCCAUUGGCCGUUUUUUAGGAUCAGAAGUGACUCGGAGUUUCGGGGAUAACCGGCAGAAAUGGCCUAGGGAGGCAUUGGAGGAUUGGAAAAACGGCUUCUUUGGACGCGUGUAUAACUCAAACAUACAAACCCCGCCAUAUUCCACCGCGUUGCCAGAUGUGAGGAACAUACAGGUACAGCCAGGCGAUGUUCUCAUCCUCGGGACAGAUGGAUUCUGGAACCAUGUGUCCAAUGAGGACGCCGUUUACUGUGUGCAGUUGUGGAUUGAAGCGCAGGCUAAGGACAGAGCGAACAAUCUAGAGCAAGCGGAAAAUGUUGACCUUGCAGAAGUUAUCUCAACACCAGAAAAAGACCCGGAACGGAAUAUGUACCCUUAUAACUGGGAGAUGGAACGAGAAGCUUUCAUCGCGGAACAUGAUAAUAUAGCCACCCAUUUGGUUCAAAACGCAUUUGGUGGGAAGGAACGGGACUUGUUUUGCAGCGUCAUGAGUCUUUUGCCACCAGACUCCAAGGAGGCCAGAGACGAUGUGACCGUGAUUGUUGUUCUCUUCUAG
Messenger RNA from Penicillium verhagenii, 1299 nucleotides. Its product is annotated as PP2C family serine/threonine-protein phosphatase. NCBI's taxonomy places the organism in Eukaryota, Fungi, Ascomycota, Eurotiomycetes, Eurotiales, Aspergillaceae. The record is from RefSeq and is a predicted model, not a curated record. Gene Ontology annotation, molecular function: protein serine/threonine phosphatase activity. Bases 1 to 1299 code for a protein of 432 amino acids. Gene Ontology annotation, biological process: protein dephosphorylation. The transcript has 3 exons.